This is a messenger RNA of Agrilus planipennis (emerald ash borer), 1640 nucleotides long. RefSeq names its product protein henna. Gene Ontology annotation, biological process: L-phenylalanine catabolic process; L-tyrosine biosynthetic process. Bases 113 to 1510 code for a protein of 465 amino acids. The transcript is spliced from 6 exons. Gene Ontology annotation, molecular function: phenylalanine 4-monooxygenase activity; iron ion binding. Lineage: Eukaryota; Metazoa; Arthropoda; Insecta; Coleoptera; Buprestidae. The record is from RefSeq and is a predicted model, not a curated record.
UUGUGAUAUUUAAGAAUAAAUAAGUGCGAUAAUAUUCUUACGUUUUCAACGUUUCUUUAGAAGAAGAGUUAUAUUUAUACUUCAUACAAUAAUAUAUAUAUAUUUAAAAAAAAUGAAGGAAUUCGUUAUAAUUGCGGAUGUUAUCGCAAAAAAGGAAGAAGGUUCGUUAUCCUCAAGUCCUCCAGACGUGCCAAAAUUAAUGCCUGGAGGGAACUACAUUAGGCCCGGAAGAGAUUCGUCGAAAAGGACCUGUUUAUUAUUCGAACCUCCCGCAGAAGAAGUGGGCGUACUCGCACGAUAUUUGAAAAUUUUUGAAAAAUUUGGAGUUAAUCUGGCUCAUAUCGAGUCACGACCGUCGGCCCGUGAAACUUCACGAUACGAAUUCAUGGUCGAAUGCGAAAACGGAGGAAAUUUAAAAGAUGCUAUCAAAGAAAUUAAGGAAGUAAGCGAUCAUUUCAGUCUAAUUUCCAGAAACUACCAGGACGAUCAAGGUAAUGGCGAUGGUGUACCGUGGUUUCCCCGUCGAAUUCGCGACCUGGAUCGUUUCGCCAAUCAAAUUUUGUCAUACGGGGCGGAACUGGACGCCGAUCAUCCGGGUUUCACCGACUCAGUUUAUCGCGAUCGCAGAAAAUACUUUGCUGAUCUUGCCUACAACUAUAAACAUGGUCAACCGCUUCCGCACGUCGACUACACUGAAAAAGAAAUUGAAACGUGGGGAAAGGUUUUCAGACAAUUAACCGAAUUAUAUCCAACACACGCGUGCAAAGAACACAAUCACGUGUUUCCACUUCUAAUGGAAAACUGCGGCUACCAAGAAAACAACAUACCUCAACUUGAAGACGUCUCCAAUUUCUUAAGAGACUGUACUGGAUUCACGCUUCGUCCUGUUGCGGGUCUGUUAUCUUCGAGAGAUUUUCUGGCAGGUCUGGCAUUUAGGGUGUUCCAUUCCACUCAAUACAUUCGACACCCAAGUCGACCGUAUUAUACUCCCGAACCCGAUGUUUGCCAUGAACUUUUAGGGCACGUUCCUUUAUUUGCAGAUCCGUCUUUUGCCCAAUUUUCCCAAGAAAUUGGACUCGCAUCUUUAGGAGCACCGGACGAUUACAUAGAGAAAUUAGCAACCUGCUACUGGUUCACCGUUGAGUUCGGUUUAUGCCGAGAAAACAACAAAUUGAAAGCAUUUGGGGCAGGACUGCUGUCGUCUUAUGGCGAAUUGACGUAUUCUAUAGAGGGGAAGGCAGAAGUGAGACCGUUCGAUCCUCAAAAAACAGCUAUUCAAAAAUAUCCUAUAACUGAGUAUCAACCGGUAUAUUUCGUUGCCGAAAGCUUCGAAGACGCCAAAGACAAAAUGAUAAAAUACGCGACCACUAUACCAAGACCUUUUGGUGUUCGAUACAAUCCGUACACCCAAAGCAUAGAAGUACUGGAUUCUAAACCACAAAUCGAAAGCAUCGUUCAGCAUCUAAAUCAAGAAAUGCAGACUUUACUCAACACUUUGCGUAAAUUGUAAAAUAUCUAGUGCUUUUUCAAAACAUAGCAUAUUUUUAUAUGUAUUAUUCUUUAAUAUUUAAUUUUAUGUAUUAUUGACCGUGAUAUAAUAAAUUAACAUUAUAGCAAUAGUAAGUGGUACUAAAAGCUGC